GUUUGUUUCAGGUAAAUGAUGAAAUUACCUAUAAGAAAGUCGAAACUUAAACCACUGUCAACUUAAACCACUUUCAAAGUUUAGAAAGUUUCAGCUAACAAGUUUCCUCAAGAGAAGAAGAACAAAGCAAAAAUUUCCAGUUUAAGUUUUCAUCAUGUCGGGCAAGUAUAUCAUAGCUUCCUUAGUUGGAUCGUUUGGAAUUGCAUGGGUCUGUGAUUAUUAUGUUUCAGACAAAAAGAUAUUUGGAGGUACUGUGUGUGCCACAGCUUCAAACCCGGCAUGGCAAGAAGAGACUGACAAGAAGUUUAAUGCAUGGCCUCGCACUGCUGGUCCUCCAGUCGUCAUGAAUCCUAUUAGUCACCAGAAUUUCAUUGUGAAGUCUCGCCUUGAGUCUUAAUUUGGUUGUUUAUUGGUUUCAUUGUGAAGUCUCGCCUUGAGUCUUAAUUUGGUUGUUUAUUGGUUUUGAAUUAAUUGGUUCAUCUUGGUCAUGGAAUAUGUCACCAUGAAUGAGAGUUAAACUUGAGAUGAUACUCUUGCAGUUCAAUUACUGUUUGGGGGGUUUUACAAUGUGAAUGUUUUUUUUGUCAAUAAAAUUUUGAAGCAAUCUUGGAUUGAUUGAUGCAUAUAUUAUUUUAAAAUUUUAUAUGCUAAGAGUAGCACGAAUUGUUUGUGGUACGAUUCUUCCUUUA
This is a messenger RNA of Medicago truncatula (barrel medic), 689 nucleotides long. RefSeq lists its product as uncharacterized. Lineage: Eukaryota; Viridiplantae; Streptophyta; Magnoliopsida; Fabales; Fabaceae. Bases 155 to 397 code for a protein of 80 amino acids. The record is from RefSeq and is a predicted model, not a curated record. The transcript is spliced from 3 exons.